This is a messenger RNA of Sphaeroforma arctica JP610, 733 nucleotides long. RefSeq lists its product as hypothetical. NCBI's taxonomy places the organism in Eukaryota, Ichthyosporea, Ichthyophonida. The transcript has a single exon. The annotation marks the transcript as partial. The record is from RefSeq and is a predicted model, not a curated record.
GCUGCGCAACACCAGAUAUGCAAAAGAGAGCUAUCUACCUUUACUCUAUCUUUGCUGCUACGGAGGAUUAUCAUUUGUCAUUGUCACUACUGUAUUACCUUUACUUGAUCCCGUGGCGAGGCCAAUCGAUCAGUUUAACUCUACGAUUAUAAUUCUGUGGGGUUAUAUGAUCGAGAUCCUGGGCCCAACUCUAUGGUAUACAUUCCAGACGCACAUGCAGUGGAAAGGGGAAAUUGCGGACAGCCAAGUGCCAUUGGCAUCCGAUGAUAUGCUCAGGGAUAUACUGGUGGACCCAUUAAUGUAUCCAAUACUAUUGAGUUGUGCCCAGUCUCAAUUUUGUGACGAAAAUGUUGCGUUCUUGUACGAUGGAUACCCCUUGUUAGCCGCGCUGAACAGCCGCGACCCAGGCACAUCUAUGAAAGAAUCUAAUCUGGGUUGGCAAAUGCGAGACUUUUUAGAAGUCUACGCGUUGAAAGGAGCGCGUACACCGGUCAAUCUGUCAAGCGCACAUAUCACAAAGUUUAGACAAUUACACACAGCACUAGUAGAGAACGAGAAGGACGAUGAUGGUCCGAUCGCGGACAAGUUUUCAAUACUGUUAGCACAGAGUAUGAGAGAAAUCAGUGAUUUAAUAACGUCAUCUGGCGUACUGACGAUGUACGACAAAUCGCCGGAGAAAAAAACGGUCAAGUCGGAACGAGAAGCACUCAGGCGCUUGGAGAAUGGCACAUGA